Sebastes umbrosus (honeycomb rockfish) is the source of this 1116-nucleotide messenger RNA. RefSeq names its product transmembrane protease serine 9-like. Gene Ontology annotation, molecular function: serine-type endopeptidase activity. The transcript has 8 exons. Bases 94 to 1083 code for a protein of 329 amino acids. NCBI's taxonomy places the organism in Eukaryota, Metazoa, Chordata, Actinopteri, Perciformes, Sebastidae. The record is from RefSeq and is a predicted model, not a curated record. Gene Ontology annotation, biological process: proteolysis.
GAACAGGUGUGUCUGAUCACACAGGUGUGACUCCUCCUCCACCUCAUCAUCAUCAUCAUCAUCAGGUCAGAGUGUUGGUGGUGGUGAGACAGGAUGCUGUCUGUCUGUCUGCUAUCGGUCUGUCUGAUCAGGCUUCACUCAGCUGAACUCAGUCAGAGAUCAUCAGACUCACCAGCUGCUACUGGAGGAGGAGGUACAACCAAUAGAUCUCUACAUGUUACUGUUACUGCAGAUUCCCUCCAGAAUCAGAUCCAGAAUCAGCUGAAUGUGACUUUAAACGAGAAGCUGCAGGAACAUGGUGAAACUUUCUCUGGACUCUUUGGAUUCACUGAGCUGUCGGGGGUGCGGUCCUUCAGUCCAGAACAGGAGCAGGAGUCCAGGAUCAUCGGGGGUCAGGAAGCCUGGUCUCACUCGUGGCCCUGGCAUGUUUCUCUUCGGUUCGCCACCAUGCCGGCCUGCGGAGGAGCCAUCAUUGGACCCACCUGGGUCCUCACGGCUGCUCACUGCUUCAAAAGGUACAACAAAGCUUCUUUCUGGACGGUUCUGGCUGGAAAACACGACCUGGAAAAUCCUGAUGAAGCUGGACAGCAGCUGGUGGGCGUCUCCAUGAUCAUCAAGCAUGGCGGCUACAACAGCCGGACCAAAGAGAGCGAUGUGGCGCUGCUGAAGCUGCAGCAGCCGCUGAUCUUCAACCGCUUCGUCAGACCCAUCGACAUCUGGAUGACCUCGCUGCCCCCCUUCAGGAAGUGUACCGUCACCGGCUGGGGCGCCACCCGAGAGAACGGAGCCAGAGUACACCGGCUCCAGGAGGUCAAUGUAACCAUCCUGCCCCCUGAUGUCUGUAACCGGUUCUACCGCGGGAGGAUGCGACCCUCCAUGUUCUGUGCUGGGAAGGACGGAGGAGGAGCCGACGCCUGCCAGGACCCUGUUUCUGUCUCAGGGGGACUCUGGAGGUCCUCUGUCCUGCUUCACCGGCAGCAGGUACGAGUUGGCGGGUUUGGUGAGCUGGGGGAUCGGUUGUGGACGAGCCACAAGGCCAGGAGUCUACACCAACGUCAAACAUCAGACUCAGUGGAUGUCUGACAUCAUGAGUACGUGUCCCAGAUCACCCAACAC